This is a messenger RNA of Scaptodrosophila lebanonensis, 922 nucleotides long. Its product is annotated as trypsin-1. NCBI's taxonomy places the organism in Eukaryota, Metazoa, Arthropoda, Insecta, Diptera, Drosophilidae. Gene Ontology annotation, molecular function: serine-type endopeptidase activity. The transcript has 4 exons. The record is from RefSeq and is a predicted model, not a curated record. Gene Ontology annotation, biological process: proteolysis. The coding region runs from base 1 to 888 and encodes 295 amino acids.
AUGCUAAAUGAGUUUGUACGAACCAGUAAGUUUUUAUUCGAUACUAUUUUUCGAAUUGGUUCAGGAGUUUCGAAUGCCUUUGGGUACGAUGCCGAUGAAGAUACUGAUAUCAAUGAAAAUAUUAACAUUAAAACGUGUGAUUGUGAUUGUGGGUUUUCAAACGAAGAAAUACGAAUAGUUGGUGGAAAACCAACGGGAGUGAAUCAGUAUCCUUGGAUGGCACGGAUUGUAUAUGAUGGAAAGUUUCACUGUGGAGGAUCACUGCUAACUAAGGAUUAUGUAAUUACUGCCGCUCAUUGUGUUAAAAAAUUACGAAGAUCAAAAAUACGAAUAAUAUUUGGAGAUCAUGAUCAACAAAUCACUUCAGAAUCCCAAGCUAUACAACGGGCAGUUACUUCUAUAACAAAACACAAGAGCUUCGAUCCUGAUACAUAUAACAACGAUAUUGCAUUGUUAAGAUUAAGAAAACCAAUAGUAUUUUCAAAAAUAAUUAAGCCAGUUUGUCUUCCUCGAUACAACUACGACCCUGCAGGACGCAUUGGAACAGUUGUUGGUUGGGGUCGCACAUCAGAAGGAGGAGAAUUGCCGUCUAUUGUUAAUCAAGUAAAAGUUCCAAUUAUGUCAAUUACCGAAUGCCGCAAUCAAAAAUAUAAGAGUACUCGAAUAACUUCAACUAUGCUGUGUGCAGGGAAACCAAGCAUGGAUUCAUGUCAAGGAGAUAGUGGAGGACCGCUUUUAUUAUCUAAUGGAGUCAAGUUUUUUAUUGUUGGUAUUGUGUCUUGGGGUGUUGGAUGUGGCCGUGAAGGUUAUCCAGGUGUCUACACUCGCGUAAGCAAAUUUGUUCCGUGGAUUCAAUCAAAUUUGGAAAACUCUUGCUUAUGUACAUAAUAACUAGUAAGUAGUUUCUUAAAAUUAAUUUCAG